Messenger RNA from Prorocentrum cordatum, 2037 nucleotides. NCBI's taxonomy places the organism in Eukaryota, Dinophyceae, Prorocentrales, Prorocentraceae. The record is from the annotation of a GenBank genome assembly.
AUGAAGACGGUGGCAGCCCUCGUCCUCGCCGCCUCGUUGACCUCCGCCAGGGCGGCCGCGGAGCAGGCCAACCCCAUCGGCAAGGUGCUGGAGCUGAUCUCCGGCCUGCAGGCGAAGGUGAUCGGCGAGGGCGAGACGUCGCAGAAGGUGUACGAGUCGUUCUCCGAGUGGUGCGAGGAGAGCAACAAGAACCUCGCAUUUGAGAUUAAGACAUCGAAGUCUGAAGUCCAAGACCUGAAGGCCGUCAUCAGCGAGGAGACCGCCAGGGUCGAUUCCCUCACGACGAAGGCCGAGGACCUGGCUGGGCAGAUCUCCACCAACGAGGCCGACCUGAAGGCGGCGACCUACAUCCGUGCGAGCGAGUCCAAGGCAUUCGAGGCGGAGAAGGCGGAGCUCGUGGACAUCAUCGACACGCUCAGCCGCGCCAUCGGCAUCCUCGAGAAGCACGCGAGCGCGGCGCUCCUGCAGGCCAAGGGCGCCGCCGGCCUCGUGGAGGCCCUGCACGUCAUGGUGCAGGCCUCUGGCUUCAGCGCCUCGGACGCCCAGCGCCUCACGGCGCUCGUGCAGCAGUCGCAGGACGCCGAGGGUGACAACGAGGGCGCCCCCAGCGCCUCCGUGUACGAGGGCCACAGCGGCGGCAUCGUGGAGGUGCUGCAGGACCUGCUCGACAAGGCCCAGGUCUCCCUGAAGAGCGCGCAGGGCAAGGAGACGUCGAACCUGUUCGCCUUCGAGAAACUCAAGCAGUCCAUCGAGGACGAGAUCGCCUACGGAAAGAAAGAGCUCGCGGAGGCAAAGGCGGGCAUCGCGGCCGCGAGCGAGAAAAAGGCGACGGCCACGGGCGAUCUCGAGGUGACCUCAAAGGACCUCGCAGCCGACGUCAAGGAGCUGGGCGACCUGCACGAGAACUGCAUGACAACCGCGCAGACCUUCGAGGCGGAGGUCAAGAGCCGGGCGGAGGAGCUGAAGGCGCUCGCGGAGGCUAAGAAGGCAAUCUCUGAGAACACUGGCGGCGCCGAGUCUCUGUCCUACGGCCUGAGUCAGCAGGCCUUCCUGCAGCUCUCCUCUGGCACGGGCCUUGCGCACUUCGAGGCUGUCCGCUUCGUGCGGGACCUCGGCAAGCGCGAGGGCGCUUCGGCCUUGACCCAGCUGGCCAACCGCAUGGCGACAGCGAUGCGCUCCGGCGGGGCGUCCCAGGAUAUUUUCGCCAAGGUGAAAGGCUUGAUUGCUGACAUGAUAGAGCGGCUCGAGAAAGAAGCGGACGCCGACGCGAAGCACAAGGCUUAUUGCGAUAAGGAGCUUGCCUACGCAGACCAGAAGAAGGCAGACCGCGUGACGGAGAUCGAGAAGCUCACCACCGCGAUCGACGAGAUGUCGGCACGUUCUGCGCAGCUGAAGGAGGAGAUCGCGACGCUGGAGAAGGAGCUGGCCAACAUUGCCACCGAACAAGCAACCAUGGACAAGAUCCGCGCCGCAGAGCACGAGGCGUACGUCAAGAACAAGGCGGACAUGGAGCAAGGCAUCAAGGGGAUCCAGAUGGCGCUCAAGGUCCUGACCGAGUACUACGCGUCGGACAAGGAACACUCGGCUGCCGAGGGCGCCAGCCAGGGUAUCAUCGGCUUGCUUGAGGUAAUAGAGUCGGACUUCCAGAAAGGCCUCUCCGAUAUGACGGGGGCCGAGGAGAGCGCCCAGGCAGAGUACGAGCAGCUCACCAAGGACAACGAGAUCGCCACCGCGACGAAAACCCAGGACGUGAAGUACAAGACCAAGGAGUCCAAGGACCUGGACAAGGCGACCGCCGAGGCGGGGUCGGACCGCGCGGGGGUGCAGACGGAGCUCGAGGCCGUCGAGAAGUACUUGGCCAGUCUGCACGAGCAGUGCGACGAGACCGCGCCGACGUACGAGGAGCUCGUCAGGCGCCGCUCCGCGGAGGUCGCCGGCCUGCGUCAGGCGCUGCAGAUCCUCGAGGGCGAGGCCGCCCUGGUGCAGCAGCGCAGCGAGCACCGGACGCUGCGGGCCGUGCGGGGGCACCUGGCGUGA